AUGGCUGACCCUGCUCUCUCUUUUGUUAUUGAGAGAACUGGCGAUCUGCUGAUUCAAAAAAUUGCUUUCCUGAAAGAUGUUCGACGACAAGUUGAGAGACUCCGAAAUGAUCUGGUCCGGAUGCGGUGUUUCCUGAAAGAUGCUGAUCAGAGGCAAGAUGAAGAUGCAAGGAUCCGCAACUGGGUUUCUGAAAUCAGAGAUGCUGCCUACGACGCGGAGGAUAUCAUUGAGAUCUUUGCCAGCAAAGUUGAGUUCAUAAAGGACAAGGGACUCGUCACCAAAUUGACAUAUUAUCCCUUGAAAUUUGUGAACCUCUACAAGAUAGGUAAAGAGAUUAAGUCCUUACAGAUGACGCUCAGUGACAUAGCUGAUAGCCGUGAAAAAUACGGCAUAAAAAAUCUUGGAGAGGGGAUGAGUACACAGGGAGAAGAGCUUCAACGGCUCCGGCGGUCCUCUCCUUUCAACGAGGACAAGGAUAUAGUGGGCUUCGAGGAGAUAACAAAAUCCCUGGUGGCAGAACUUUUGAAAGAGGACAGAAACCGCUGUGUGGUUUCAAUCGUUGGCAUGGGAGGUGCUGGUAAGACAACUCUAGCCAAAAAAGUUUAUAACCAUGCUGAUGUCAGGGCAAGAUUCAAUUGCCGUGCUUGGGUUUGCGUCUCUUCAAGCUACGAUCACAAAGAGAUGCUGAGAUCAAUCAUAAAGCAAUUGGAUCAAAUAAGUAAAGAGCCACUUGAAGUGUUGGAACAGAUGGAAGAGCAAGACUUAGAACAAAGGCUUUAUCAAGAUCUACAAGAUAAAUGUUAUCUUGUGGUGCUUGAUGACAUAUGGAAGGAAGAAGCGUGGGAUUGUCUUGCUAGGGCCUUUCCUGAUGUUAAUACAUCAAGUAGAUUGCUACUUACAAGUCGCAAUCGGGAUGUUGCCCAACACGCAGAUGCUCUUAACAAACCACAUGAGCUGAAAACUUUGGGGCAGGAAGAUAGCUGGCAGUUGUUCCUCAGAAAAGCCUUAGGCCAUGGGGAUAAUGCUGGGUGUCCUCCGGAUUUGGAAGAAGUAGGCAGACAGAUUGCAAGGAGAUGUGGUGGUCUGCCACUGGCCAUCACGGUUAUAGGUGGCCUGCUACUGGCAAAGAAAAAGUUGAAGAGUGAAUGGGAGAAAGUUCUCAAUAGUUUCAACACAAACCUAUCAAAGAGCCAGAGUGGAGUAUCAGCAAUUCUGGAAUUAAGUUAUGCAGACCUCCCUGCCAAUCUGAAAUUUUGCUUUUUGUAUUUGGGUUUGUUUCCCGAAGACCACGUGAUUUCCGUGCGCAAGUUGAUCCAUAUGUGGGUAGCAGAGGGAAUAAUGCAGAAAAGAGAUGCAGUAAAUUUGGAGGAAACUGCAGCAUAUGAUGAUGUGGAACGACUUUGUAGCAGAAAUAUCGUCCGGGUGGCGGAAAUGACUGUUGAUGAGAGGAUUAAAAGCUGCAGAGUCCAUGAUUUAGUGCGAGAGCUUGCAAUCAGAAAGGCAAAGGAUGAAAUUUUUUUUCAGAUCCAUGACACCAGAGAUGAUGAAAUAUCAGCCAAAUCCAGGUACCUUGCUGUUCAUAGUCUCCCUUGGGUUAAAAAUUAUUUUGGGUCUUCGACCCCUCCUCUCCGGUCUCUACUUUUUUUCAAUAUCCGCAUUUACGAGGAAAACAUUAGUCUUAGAUUCAAAAGUUUCAGAAAGCUUAGGAUACUGGACCUUGAGAAUGUUGAGAUGUACUCUAAUUUGCCAAAAGAAAUUGGUGAAGUCAGGCUUUUAAGAUACCUCGGUUUAAGAGGCAAACUCAGUAUAAUGCAUCGAUUUAAGAUAGCUCAUCCCGUCGGUUUAAGAAUCACAUCGAGUACAAGGCUCCCUCAUUCCUUCGGUCGUUUGCGAAACCUACAAACUCUUGACAUACGGACCCAUGCCACAGUGAUAGUUCCAAAUUUCAUUUGGAAGCUUGAAAGUUUACGGCAUCUAUAUGCGUAUGAUAUGGAAUGUGAUGUGCCUCUUAAGAUUGAAGGAUUGAGGAAUCUCCAGACUCUGUCAGGCAUACGCUUUGAUGACAUUAUGCACAAUAACAUGUUAACUCUGACAAGUCUUCAGAAACUGGGGAUUUGGGUGGAUGACAGGUCAGAGAUAGACAAACUCUGCAUGCAUUUAUCUGAGGUUGGAAGCCUAACGACGUUACAUCUUUAUAGUACUAGAGGAAGAGGGCGGCCAACUCUAGCUGGACUUUCUAAGCUCCAUCAUGUAACAGAGCUUAAGCUAUCCGGGCUGUGGCUAAUGCUACCUCCUGAUUUUCCUCCAAAUCUCUCUCGCUUGGCUUUGAAACACACACAUCUCACGGAUGACCCAAUGCCAGUACUAGAGAAAUUGGGACGGCUGUCAUUCCUCAAAAUGAAAGAUGCAUAUGACGGCCGACAACUGAUCAUUUCUAGGCAUGGGUUUCACCAAUUGAAAUUCCUUGAGCUCAGCCGCCUAAAUCAUUUGGAUGAAAUAAAGGCGGAGAAAGGUGCAUUGCCACAGCUCCUGUGUAUGAGAAUCAGGAAUUGCGGCAGAUUACGGAAGUUGCCGGAAGAGCUGAAGCACAUAUCUACUCUUGAUACGCUUGAGCUUGUGGACAUGCCAAAGGAUUCUAUCAGCAGGCUUGCUGCGGACACGGCAUUUAGUGUCCCUAACCUCAGAAUAUUUGACUCUUGA
Molecule: messenger RNA, 2700 nt
Organism: Coffea eugenioides
Lineage: Eukaryota; Viridiplantae; Streptophyta; Magnoliopsida; Gentianales; Rubiaceae
Product: putative disease resistance RPP13-like protein 3
Exons: 1
Coding region: 1-2700 (899 amino acids)
Biological process (GO): defense response to other organism
Molecular function (GO): ADP binding
Source: RefSeq, a predicted model, not a curated record